AUGCCAACUACUGACACCGCGCCCACUAAAUCCACUGACACCAGGCCCACUACAAUCACUGCCACAACGCUCACUGCAACCACGCUCACUGCAACCACAGACACCACGCCCACUACAAUCGCUCCCACCACGCCCACUAAUAUAACUCCCACCACGCCCACUAGUACAACAACUCCCACAACUCCCUCUAGUACAACUCCCAACACGCCCACUAGCACAACAACUCCCAACACGCCCACUAGUUCAACAACUCCCAACACACCUACUAAUACAACAACUCCCAACACGCCCACUAGUACUACAACUCCCAACACGCCCACUAGUACAAGAACUCCCAACACGCCCACUAGCACAACAACCCCCACCACGCCCACUAGUACAACAACUCCCACAACUCCCUCUAGUACAACUCCCAACACGCCAACUAGCACAACAACUCCCAACACGCCCACUAGCUCAACAACUCCAAACACACCCACUAGUUCAACAACUCCCAACACGCCAACUUGUACAACAACUCCCAACACGCCUACUAGCACAACAACUCCCAACACGCCCACUAGCACAACAACUCCCAACACGCCCACUAGUACAACAACUCCCAACACGCCCACUAGUACAACAACUCCCAACACGCCUACUAGCACAACAACUUCCAACACGCCCACUGGUACAACAACUCCCAACACGCCCACUAGCACAACAACUCCCAACACGCCUACUAGCACAACAACUUCCAACACGCCCACUGGUACAACAACUCCCGACACGCCCGCUAGUACAACAACUCUCAACACGCCCACUAGUACAACAACUCCCAACACGCCAACUUGUGUAACAACUCCUAACACGCCCACUAAUACAACAACUCCCAACACGCCCACUAGCACAACAACUCCAAAACACGCCACUAAUACAACAACUCCCAACACGCCCACUAGUACAACUUCCAACACGCCCACUAGUACAACUCCCAACACGCCCACUAGUACAACAACUCCCAACACGCCCACUAGUACAACAACUCCCAACACGCCCAUUAAUACAACUCCCAACACGCCCACUAGUACAACAACCCCCAACACGCCAACUUGUACAACAACUCCCAACACGCCUACUAAUACAACAACUCCCAACACGCCCACUAGCACAACAACCCCCAACACGCCCACUAGUACAACAACCCCCAACACGCCCACUAGUACAACUCCCAACACGCCCACUGGUACAACAACUCCCGACACGCCCGCUAGUACAACAACUCUCAACACGCCCACUAGUACAACAACUCCCAACACGCCAACUUGUGUAACAACUCCUAACACGCCCACUAAUACAACAACUCCCAACACGCCCACUAGCACAACAACUCCAAAACACGCCACUAAAACAACAACUCCCAACACGCCCACUAGUACAACUUCCAACACGCCCACUAGUACAACUCCCAACACGCCCACUAGUACAACAACUCCCAACACGCCCACUAGUACAACAACUCCCAACACGCCCAUUAAUACAACUCCCAACACGCCCACUAGUACAACAACCCCCAACACGCCAACUUGUACAACAACUCCCAACACGCCUACUAAUACAACAACUCCCAACACGCCCACUAGCACAACAACCCCCAACACGCCCACUAGUACAACAACUCCCAACACGCCCACUAGUACAACUCCCAACACGCCCACUAGUACAACAACUCCCAACACGCCCACUUGUACAACAACUCCCAACACGCCCACUAGUACAACAACUCCCAACACGCCCACUAGUACAACAACUCCCAACACGCCCACUACUACAACAACUCCCAACACGCCCACUAAGUGGGGUGAUGGAAUAGAGCGUGUGUCCCAGAGUGAGGUGAGGAAACAGGGGCGAGUUUCCCAGAGUGAGGUGAGGAAACAGGGGCGUGUUUCCGAGAGUGAGGUGAGGAAACAGGGGCGUGUUUCCCAGAGUGAGGUGGAACACCGGCGUGUUUCCCAGAGUGAGGUGAGGAAAACAGGGGCGUGUUUCCCAGAGUGGGGUGAUGGAAUAGAGCGUGUUUCCCAGAGUGGGGUGAUUGAAUAG
This is a messenger RNA of Haliotis rufescens (red abalone), 2079 nucleotides long. RefSeq names its product mucin-2-like. The transcript has 2 exons. NCBI's taxonomy places the organism in Eukaryota, Metazoa, Mollusca, Gastropoda, Lepetellida, Haliotidae. The record is from RefSeq and is a predicted model, not a curated record. The coding region runs from base 1 to 2079 and encodes 692 amino acids.